Clupea harengus (Atlantic herring) is the source of this 1569-nucleotide messenger RNA. RefSeq lists its product as uncharacterized. Gene Ontology annotation, molecular function: RNA polymerase II cis-regulatory region sequence-specific DNA binding; DNA-binding transcription factor activity, RNA polymerase II-specific. Gene Ontology annotation, biological process: regulation of transcription by RNA polymerase II. Lineage: Eukaryota; Metazoa; Chordata; Actinopteri; Clupeiformes; Clupeidae. Gene Ontology annotation, cellular component: PcG protein complex; transcription regulator complex; chromatin. The record is from RefSeq and is a predicted model, not a curated record.
CUGUCAGUCGCUAUGUUUUUCAAACUGUGGCAUGUUGUGGAUGCUGAUAAUGCGCAAGUGUGAUUUGUGAUUGACAAGUGAUUGUAAUGUGAAAAGGUGUCUGCGCAGUAUGUGUGCACCAAUGAUGAGGCUAAAGCUAUGCGUAUUCUGAGGGGAGUAUUUUUCUAAACUGGCUUCCGGGCUCGCGAAGCAUUUCUUGUACGGUAUAUUCCCGCUGUAAAGCUGAUUUUCAACUCGAGCUCUCGGUGGCCGUGAUAUUUGACUAAACAACUGAAGUCAGAAAUGUCCGUAUUUACUGAACCAUCACAACUGCCUACUUCAGUGAAGCAGGAGAUAAAAGAUGAAGAAUUUGAUGAUUUCCUACAAGAGUAUCUGUCUACAAUCAAGACAGUGGAAGAAAAGCUUGGACUGGAAUAUGAAUGCAAGACUGAAAUGAACACAUCACCCACCAUGACCUUGAAAGAAGAAAAGUAUUCACCAAUGGAAAUUAAACAGGAAGAAGAAUCUGAUUCAACAGAAAAUGGUCGCGAUGACUCUUCUCCUAUAAGACACAUUCAAAGGAUUCAAUCUAAGAUGAGAGGGAACUCUGAUGAAGACAAUCGCUCACACCUAACUGUGCAUAUGAUGACAUAUACCGGAGAAAAGCCACUUCAGUGUUCUCAGUGUGGAAAGACCUUUGAUGGCACAUCUAACCUCAAGGCACACCUGAAGACCCAUACUGGGGAAAGGCCUUACCAGUGUCCUCAAUGUGGAAAAACCUUUAAAGGCAAAUCUAAUCUCAAGAAACACCAGAGGAUCCAUACUGGGGAAAGACCUUAUCAGUGUUCUCUAUGUGAAAAAACCUUUAGCCAAAUGGGUCAUCUCAAGACACACCUGAGGAACCAUACUGGAGAAAAGCCACUUCAGUGUUCUCAGUGUGGAAAGGCCUUUAAUGACCCAUCUAGCCUCAAGAUACACCAGAGGAUCCAUACUGGGGAAACACCUUAUAAGUGCGCCCAGUGUGGAAAAACCUUUAACCAAAUGUCUAAUCUCAAGACACACCAGAGUAUCCAUGCUAAAGAAAAGCUACAUCAGUGUACUCAGUGCGUAAAGGCCUUUAAAGACCCAUCUAGCCUCAAGAAACACCAGAGGAUCCAUACUGGGGAAAGGCCUCAUCAGUGUCCUCAGUGUGGAAAGGCCUUUCAUGACACAUCUAACCUCAAGGCACACCUGAAGAUCCAUACUGGGGAAAGGCCUUACCAGUGUCCUCAGUGUGGAAAGUAUUUCAAUCGUAACCCUGACCUCACCCAACAUCAGAUUACACAUAGUGGAGAAAAGCCACAUCUGUGUUCUCUGUGUGGGAGGGCCUUUAGCCGAAUAUCUGCUCUCAAGAAACACCAGAAGAUCCAUUCAAAUUAUGUGCUGCCCUGCUAAUACAUGAUGGAGUAUCAUUUACUGAAAUAUUUUGUUUUAAACAACAUUUGAUGCACAAGAUGAUGUAUUAUUUUAUCAUAUUUGAAACAUGUGUUGGGGUAGGGAUUGAAACAUGAAUUGUUAGGGUACAUCCAUUGAUUAAAAAAAUGAAUUGAA